Exophiala aquamarina CBS 119918 is the source of this 1716-nucleotide messenger RNA. RefSeq lists its product as uncharacterized. The record is from RefSeq and is a predicted model, not a curated record. Gene Ontology annotation, cellular component: nucleus. The transcript has 2 exons. NCBI's taxonomy places the organism in Eukaryota, Fungi, Ascomycota, Eurotiomycetes, Chaetothyriales, Herpotrichiellaceae. Gene Ontology annotation, molecular function: copper ion binding; RNA polymerase II cis-regulatory region sequence-specific DNA binding; DNA-binding transcription factor activity, RNA polymerase II-specific. The coding region runs from base 1 to 1716 and encodes 571 amino acids. Gene Ontology annotation, biological process: intracellular copper ion homeostasis; positive regulation of transcription by RNA polymerase II; intracellular iron ion homeostasis.
AUGCUCAUCAACGGAGAAAAAUUUGCCUGCGAGGCUUGUGUGAGGGGUCACCGUGUUAGUUCUUGCCAUCACCAAGAUCGUCCUCUCGUCCAUGUCAAUAAAAAGGGACGACCGGUUUCGCAAUGCCACCACUGCCGAGGUCUGCGCAAGGCUCGAGCCCAGCACGUCAAAUGCGAAUGCCAUGACAAGGCACAUGCCAAAGAAGACUGUCCGCAUGACAAGAAUGAUGCAAAACCAGGUACACCACCUGUACAAGCCCGUCCCACCCAAACUAACCACCCCUCAGAGCCGCACACCUGUUGCUGUGGACACGGCUCGAAAUGCACAUGCUCGCUGAAGAAGGAACACCUUGACCCGGUCCCGGAAGAUAUUCCUCAACUCAUUCAGCCCAAAGACCACCCUAAACAUCGCCCCAAUCACAACUCACACGAGAGUAAACCAACGGUCUUCACAAAUGGCCACCAUAAGCCCGUUCAUAAAUUCAACGAUGCCCACAACCAACUCGGCAAUCCCUACAAGAUUCCUUCUCGUUCUCAUUCCCUUCAUGGACACCGGGACAUCGCUCAAAGGUCAACCGACAGCCUCCCCUUGACCAAGUACUCCAAGCCCUAUCACGAGUCCCCGCUCCACAACUCCAUGACAGAAGCUGUCGAAACGAUGCAAAGAAAAGUCAAAUCCGAGCACGCCUCGCCUGUCCUCGGUCCACAGACUUAUGCUACGAAUCCCGCCAUCCGAGAUCUGGCCAUUCCCAAUUUCGACCCAAAUGCCUAUGGAUACUCCCCCUUUGGUACCGAGAGCCCCAAUACCCAAAAUCACAGUCUACAAAAUAGUCAGAAUGCAAGCCAGCAAGACUUGACUCAACCUGAAGCAAUUCCCGAGAGCUGGUUCAUGACAUACGAACAAGCUCACGAGUACACGCCUCCGUCCUUCAAUUACAAUGACGUCUCGUCCGUCGACUGGUCCACGUACAAUUUCGAUACAGGCAGUGCCAGCUACACUCCCCCGAACAACGGCAAUUCUCCCUUUCUGCCACAGCAACCCACUUGCAAUCCAUAUGACUUGUCCAAUCAAAUCAACCGUAUCGGCAUCACGUCUUCUAGCGGCGAGGCUUCAGAAGUUGAGGAACAGUCUCCUCCAAACCAGUGGAGUAACGAUCGGUCGGUCAGCAAUGACCGCCAAGUAAGCGUUGACGGCUUCAACGAUUUUAGCAGUCCCGGAGAUGAUGUCUCCGAUAAAUACCGCCUGAGCUCGGCUUCGUCGUACUACGGCACCCCUCAGGCUAACAUGCUCGCCAGUGACAAUUUAACUGCCCUUGAUAUCGAUGAUUACAUCAAACGAGCCGAGCAAGAGACUGCCCGGAUGGCAUUGCAAAAUCAAUUGGCCCAGAUGCAAAUGGCUCAGCAGGAGGCCCAACAGCCACAACAGCAACCGCAACCACAGACGCAGCCACCUUCCAGAUUAUCAAGUGUCAGCCGAGGCAUCACUCCAAGCAUAUCAACACCAGGUAGUACUGCGACUGGCGAGCACUCCUUUACCAUACGAGAGGCUCAAAGGUAUGCACAUUUGGAUGGUUACUCACCCGAGCCGUUGUUUCAACAAAAGCGCGCUAUAACACCGACGAUCGCGGAUGAUCCCGCGUGGUCAGUUGCCCCGGACAUGUCGAAUCCCGAAUCGGUCUUGAACGAUGAAGGGGAAAAUGAAGACUGGGUUCGAUGA